GCAGUCAUGUGACUGUCGGUCCACUUCAGUCCGCGCUUGCGAGAGGCCGCGGAGCCGCCGCUGCUGCCGGACCCUGGCGCCGGCCCGUCCCGGCCCGUCCCGCGGGGUGAGUCCCAUGUUGUCGUCGUCUCCUGCCCAGGUGUGUGAUGGUCCCAGGGCCUCCUGAUUCUCUCUGGCUGGGGCCGGCACCAAUGCACAGGCCCAGGUGCCCGGCGCUGCGCUCGCUGGGACUGGCUGUGGAGGUGGCGCUGGGCAGGAAAGGCGCCAUGUGGGCCGGGUGUGCCAGCAUCGUGGGCUGGUUCCUUUUCAUCCAGACAGUGCCCGGGGUGGCAGGUGGUCGUCCCUGCAGCCCCCAGUAUUUUGGCCAUGGCUUGAUGGCGUGUGAGUGCAACGCCACCUAUUGUGACACGCUGGACCCCGUUGUCAUCCCGCCCCUGGGCACGUACGCCAAGUAUGAGAGCAGCAAGGCGGGCAAGCGGCUGGAGCGCAGCGAGGGGAGGUUUCAGAGCGACUCCACGGCCCCAGAUCUGUUGCUGAAGCUGGACACGGCGCAGCGGUACCAGAAAGUGAAGGGCUUUGGCGGCUCCGUCACAGACUCGGCUGCAAUGAACAUCCUGUCCCUGUCCAAGGAGACCCAACGCCACCUGCUUGCAUCGUACUUCACGGAGGAAGGGAUCGAGUACAACCUGCUCCGCAUCCCCAUGGCCAGCUGUGACUUCUCCACCCACCCUUACUGCUAUGACGACACCCCGGACGACUACCAGCUCCUCAACUUCGGCCUGAAGGAUGAGGAUACAAAGCUGAAAAUCCCCAUUCUCCACCGAGCCAUGGCCUUGUCCAAGAAGCCGCUGUCCCUGGUUGCCAGUCCCUGGUCAUCGCCGGUCUGGAUGAAAACCAACGGAGAGAUGAAGGGGAAGGGAAGUCUGAAGGGGAAGCCGGGGGACAAGUAUCACAAGACCUGGGCCAACUACUUCAUCAGGUUCCUGGACGAAUACGCCAAGUACAACCUGAUUUUCUGGGCGGUGACGGCGCAGAAUGAGCCCACGGCUGGACUGAUCAACAACUACCCCUUCCAGUGCCUUGGCUUCACCGCUGAGCACCAGCGGGACUUCAUCGCCCAGGACCUGGGCCCGGCGCUGGCCAACAGCUCGCACAAGGGCAUCCGGCUCAUCAUGUUGGACGACAACAGAGUGCUGCUUCCACACUGGGCCAAAGUGGUGCUGGGUGACCCAAACGCUGCUCGCUACGUCCAUGGCAUCGGCGUCCACUGGUACCUGGAUUUCAUCGCUCCCGUAGCGGACACCCUGUUACCGACCCAUAACCUCUUCCCCGAUUACUUCAUCUUGGCCACAGAGGCCUGCACUGGGUCCCACUUCUGGGAGAGGGACGUUAUCCUGGGCUGCUGGGAUCGGGGGAACCAGUACAGCUACAGCAUCCUGACGAACCUGAACAACUUCGUCACCGGCUGGAUCGACUGGAACCUGGCCCUGGACCUGCAGGGGGGGCCCAACUGGGUCCAGAACUUGGUGGACAGCCCGGUCAUCGUGGACAGGAAAAAGGAUCUCUUCUACAAGCAGCCCAUGUUCUACCACAUGGGGCAUUUCAGCAAGUUCGUCCCCGAGGGCUCCCAGCGCGUCGGGCUGGUUGUCUCCAAGAAGAGCUGCAAGUGCAGCAUGGAGUAUGCAGCCUUCCUGCGCCCGGAUGGCGCCGCCGUGCUCGUGGUCCUGAACAGGUACUCCACGGACGUGCCGUUCGGGAUCUCCGACCCAGGCGUUGGCUUCAUGGAGGUUGUGGCUCCGGCUGACUCCAUCCAGACCUACCUGUGGAGACGGCAGUGAGAAGGCUCGGGAGGCCGGGGCAGAGGAAGGUGGGGGGCGUGGGGAGGACUUGCCAUUCCAGGCAGCACAGACAGGGCUGAGUGGGGCCCUCAGGGAGGCCAGCGCUCACCUAGAUCUGCCCCUUGCAAAGCACAGCACCUGGGCAGGGGCAGAGCUGAGCCGAGCCCCAAGCCUGCAGCAGGUCUAGACCCAGCUGGGCUCUACUGGACCCGGGGACAGAGGGAGCAGGGCUCCCUUUGCCCCACAGGAGUGGAGAACCACGCUCGCUGCUGCUCUGCCAAACAGCAGCCGUCUCUGGCUCUCUCUGGACCCCCGGCCCGGUCUCCAGCGGAGCCUAGCACGUGGGCAUGUCUAGCUGAGAGCUGGGCACCUGUCUGGAGCUUUACAUCAACCGGAAGUUAAAACCCCACCACCUCUCCCCUCCCAUGCGCUGUGCCCCAGGCUGUCCCAUCCCAGUGACACUUCCGUGGGUGUCUCCAGGGCAGGGCCCGGCUUGAACCAAGGAGACUGGAACAGCUGGGUCCGGAGGGGAAAGACCCCUGAGCAUGCUGGGAAAUAGUCUCCUUUAUAAACCCCUGCUGGAGGCUCAGUCCGCAGGGUGGUAAGCGAGGCCCCCAGGACGGUGGCUUCAUGCGGAGAUCCAAUGGGCAGUCGUUGCGCAGCCGCCGGGAGCUGUCACCCCUGGGUUGAGCGCUGCUCACCGUAGUCUGCCCCAGGGAGGUCCUUCUUUGGCUCCCAACCUCCCGCUGGCUUGCUGGGCUGCCUGUUCUGCUGCCGUCUGUCGGCAUCUCUGGCCUUCCCCCUUCGGGCUGCAAGAGAUGGAAUCACAGGGAGCUCCUUGAGGUUGGCCCCCACCCCAGACAGUGGCUGAUAAUGGAACAGGGGGUCACAGACCAGGGCCCAGUCUCGUUCAGACUCUGGGUUCUGCAUUCCUUGUCUCUGUGACAGAAUCGGCCUCCAAUGGGGCAUGCUGGAUGCUGGUUUCCCCCCCCCUACAGGCUCUCCCUGCCUGGGAGCCCUUGGACCAGGGACUUUGCCUGGCAGAGUUCAUGCUGUGGAUGGUGCUGUACGCACUGAAUAAUUGUUGACUAGCAAGGGGUGCAGCGGCCAGGGAACAUGCUGCUCUGACAGCACCUGCUCCAGGCUGUAGUGACUUUCCCUGCAUCACCUGCCCCGGGCCUGCAGGCCUGAGGGAGAGGAAAUAGGGAAUGGGUGAGAGAGCGUCUUUACCUUUUCUGCAAAUAGCAGAGCAAGGGCCCAGCAGAUGAAAAUUGAAAGGAAAUAAAUGUUCAAAGUACAUUAAAAGAAACAAUUUUAACAGGGUACAUAAUUUACCUGUGGCACUCACUGCCACAAGAUUUCACUGAGGCCAAGAGCUGAUAGGAUUCCAAAAAAGCAUUGGCCAUUGAUAUAGCUACUGAUUAACACCCAUAGUUACAUUUUGAGAGGAUAAAACCAAAGCUUGUACAAAAUCUAAACCCUCUUGCUUCCGAGUGUGACCCAGGGACUCACUGCUCUAGGAGGGACGAGGAGACCUGUGGCCCCGAGACUGAAGCGGAGUCCUUUUGCACGUAAAGCAGGUGUUUCACCACUGGUUUAUGUAUGAGGAACACAGCACACUUUCCUCCAUGUUCCAUCUCUUACUGUUUGAGCACAGAAUGAAAUUUCUGAACAUUUCCAAGUAAUUUGGUUCGUUAUUUUGAAUAAAAAUUAAUUUAAAAUGGUUCCUUUAAGAAGUUUA
Messenger RNA from Malaclemys terrapin pileata, 3579 nucleotides. Its product is annotated as lysosomal acid glucosylceramidase-like. Gene Ontology annotation, biological process: glucosylceramide catabolic process. Gene Ontology annotation, molecular function: glucosylceramidase activity. The coding region runs from base 147 to 1838 and encodes 563 amino acids. The record is from RefSeq and is a predicted model, not a curated record. NCBI's taxonomy places the organism in Eukaryota, Metazoa, Chordata, Testudines, Emydidae. The transcript is spliced from 12 exons.